Messenger RNA from Coffea eugenioides, 522 nucleotides. Its product is annotated as WUSCHEL-related homeobox 5-like. NCBI's taxonomy places the organism in Eukaryota, Viridiplantae, Streptophyta, Magnoliopsida, Gentianales, Rubiaceae. The coding region runs from base 1 to 522 and encodes 173 amino acids. The transcript is spliced from 2 exons. Gene Ontology annotation, molecular function: DNA-binding transcription factor activity; DNA binding. The record is from RefSeq and is a predicted model, not a curated record. Gene Ontology annotation, biological process: plant organ development.
AUGGAUGAGGGCUUUUGUAUUAAGCCACGAGGCGGUGGCUAUGUUGGUGGCGGUGGGACCAAGUGUGGGCGGUGGAAUCCAACCUCAGAACAAGUGAAAGUUCUUACUGACCUCUUUAGGUCUGGCCUCCGAACCCCUAGCACCGACCAGAUCCAAAAGAUAUCGUCCCAGUUAAGCUUCUAUGGUAAGAUCGAGAGCAAGAAUGUCUUCUACUGGUUUCAAAACCACAAGGCUAGAGAAAGACAGAAGCGUCGCAGAGUUUCAAUUGAUGAACAAAAAGAAAAUCACUAUCAAGGAAAGAAUUCGUCUUCUAUAACACAUUUUGCGGAGAUAAAUCAGAUUUCAGAGCCUGAGAGAGUGAUAGAGACUUUGCAGUUGUUUCCGUUGAACUCAUUCGGUACUGAAUCAGAGGCAGAGAAGCAGCUGAGAUUCUUCGCAAACGAUUGCAAAGGGACUGCGUCGUUUUCGUACGGGAUGGGAGCAGAGAUGGACCAUCCAACCCUGGAUCUUCGUUUAAGCUAG